Molecule: messenger RNA, 1795 nt
Organism: Microcebus murinus (gray mouse lemur)
Lineage: Eukaryota; Metazoa; Chordata; Mammalia; Primates; Cheirogaleidae
Source: RefSeq, a predicted model, not a curated record
UUCCAGGCUGUAGGCCCUGGCAGAGCCUGCCGUCGGGGCCGCCCGGCGACAGGAGGCGGCGGCGCCAGCGGCGGCAUGAGCUUCCACCAGCUACCGGUGGUGAUCGACAACGGCUCGGGAAUGAUCAAAGCGGGCCUGGCUGGGAGCCGGGAGCCCCAGUUUGUCUCCCCAAACAUUAUGGGCCGCACCAAGGGCCACGGCUGGGCGGCCGAAGGCGAGCAGGAGCUGUACGUGGGGGACCAGGCGCAGGCCAGGAGAAGCUCGCUGUCCGUCAGCUACCCAGUGGAGCGUGGUCUCAUUACUUCCUGGGGGGACGUGGAGAUCAUGUGGAAGUAUAUCUAUGACUAUAACCUGAAGCUAAAGGCAUCUGAUGGCCCCGUCUUGAUUACCGAGCCAGCACUGAACCCACUGGCCAACCGGCAACGGACCACUGAAGUGUUCUUUGAGCAUCUGGGUGUUCCCGCCUUCUAUAUGUCCAUCCAGGCUGUGUUGGCUCUCUUUUCUGCUGGCUUCACUACUGGCCUUGUGCUGAAUUCGGGUGCCGGCAUUACUCAGUGUGUGCCCAUCUUUGAAGGGUACUGUCUGCCUCAUGGUGUCCAGCAACUAGAUCUGGCAGGCCUUGACCUCACCAGCUAUCUCACUAUACUGUUGAAGAACCAUGGUGUCAUGCUGCUUAGUGCUGCAGACAGAAAGACUGUUAAAGACAUUAAGGAGUCCUCUUGCUAUGUGGCAAUGAACUAUGAAGAGGAAAUGGCCAAGAAGCAUGACUUGACAGAGAAAAUUUACAGACUACCUGAUGGGAAGAUUUUCAAGCUCCGUGAUGAGCUCUUUACUUGUCCAGAGGCCCUCUUCUCCCCCUGUCUCAUGAGCCUUGAGGCCCCUGGCAUUGAUAAGAUGUGCUUCAGCAGCAUAAUGAAAUGUGAUACAGAUCUGAGGAAUUCCUUCUUCUCCAAUAUUCUUCUUGCUGGGGGAUCAACCUGUUUUCCUGGUUUUGACAAGCGGCUAGUUAAAGAUAUAGCAAAGGUGGCUCCUGCCAACACCCCAGUACAGGUUACAGCUCCCCCAGAAAGGAAAAUAUCAGUGUGGAUGGGAGGUUCUAUUCUUGCAUCCCUGUCUGCCUUCCAGGACAUGUGGAUCACUGCUGCAGAAUUUAAAGAAGUUGGACCCAACAUAGUACACCAAAGAUGCUUCUGAAAUACAGAUGAAAUGGUUAGAAGAAAAUGUUUUGCAUAUUUGCAUAUAUGUGACAGAAAAAUUUGGAUAUUAUAUGUUUCUGGGAGAACAGAAAAUACUUCAAUUAUUGGGAUGUGCAUGUCUUUGUUGCUUUUCUAUAAUGGGGGGGAUAAUAAUGGUGAAGCAGUCAAACAACAGAUGUUUAUUGAGUAGAACCAAGUUAAAUAUUUUAACCAAGUUAAAAUAGUGUUUCCUAUAUUGUAUCUUCUGAAGUUGACCUUGGGAGCUUACAUUUCCCUUGGAGAGAGCACAUAGUGGUAUGUAUACUGUGUGCCAAAUGAGUGAUCAGAUUUAAGCUUGUUGAAGUUUAGGGAAAGAAGGUUGCUGUCACGAGGAAAGACUUCAUAGCAGAGAUAUGCUCUUAGAAGACAGGGAUUGUGGGCUUUUCCUUUUCAUUUCUGCCCCCUUCUCGGAUGCCUUCCAUGGUACAUUUCAAAUGGAGGACCAAUAGCGAUUACUGCACGUUUACCCAACUGAACACGAGUAAAACUUUUAAGAUCAGCCUCCUGGUUACAUGGAAAACCGCAUUAUUCUGGCCAUUAUAAAAAUCUGCUACAAUUUA